AUGGCCAAGUCCCGGUUUGAGUACGUCAGAGAUUUUGAAAUACAGGACGUUCUGCUGCCUCAAUGUUACAUUGUCGUUAGAAUAGACGGGAAGAAGUUCCACGAGUUUUCAAAGUACUAUCAGUUUGCUAAGCCCAAUGACGAGCGUGCUUUGAAGCUUAUGAACGCAUGUGCUAAGAAUGUAGUCAGGAAAUACAGAACUGAUAUUGUGCUUGCAUACGGGGAGAGUGACGAGUAUUCAUUUGUUUUGAGGAAGGACACUAGUUUAUUUAACAGAAGAAAGGACAAGAUUGCGACGCUUUUCGUGUCGUUGUUCACGUCCAAUUACGUGCUCCUGUGGGCCAAAUUUUUUCCAGGGGUCGAACUGCACGCUAAGCAUCUGCCCUUCUUUGACUCUCGGUGUGUCUUGUACCCAAACUUACAGACCGUGAAGGACUACGUAAGUUGGAGGUACGUGGACACGCAUAUAAACAACUUGUACAACACAGCGUUCUGGAUGUUGAUCCAGGUGUGCAACAUGACGCCUAGAGAAAGUGAGCAGAAACUAUCUGGCACUGUCAGCAGUGAGAAACAAGAGAUCCUGUUCAAGGAAUGCGGGAUAAACUAUAACAAUGAACCGGAAAUGUACAAGAAGGGCACACUGAUCACAAAUAAAGGAGAGAUGAAGCACAUCGAUGUUAUCAAACAUCUCGAAGAACUGUUCCAUGGGAAUUGA
Messenger RNA from Huiozyma naganishii CBS 8797, 714 nucleotides. RefSeq names its product tRNA guanylyltransferase (gene THG1). The record is from RefSeq and is a predicted model, not a curated record. Gene Ontology annotation, biological process: tRNA modification. Lineage: Eukaryota; Fungi; Ascomycota; Saccharomycetes; Saccharomycetales; Saccharomycetaceae. Bases 1 to 714 code for a protein of 237 amino acids. The transcript has a single exon. Gene Ontology annotation, molecular function: magnesium ion binding; tRNA guanylyltransferase activity.